AAUUGUGCAGCUAUGUAAUAAAUCAUUUAGAGCACAUUUCGUUAACUUCAACUUCAACUUCGACCACAACUUAAAUGUUUCAAUUUGCCCAAUCACGCGUGAAUUAUUAACGCCCGCGAGACAUCUAAACAUCCUCCUGCGUUAUCUCAAUUGAGAUUAAAUUGUAAAGAUCCCGGGACGAAGUUAUCUUUAAGAUCCCAACGUGGUCCAUUUUCAGCAUGACAGAUAAAUCUAUGCCCUCGUCGUUCGACGAAAAUAAAGAUUACAAUGAAACCGCGACCCAGAAGAUCGGUCGUAAGAUACGAGAGGAGCCUCUCAUCCCACUUGGCACCCUGCUCACCACCCUUGCCGUCAUCAAUGCCUGGCGAGCCAUGCGCCGUGGCGACCACGCCCAGGUGCAGCGCAUGUUUCGAGCACGAGUGGGCGCCCAGGCCUUUACCGUCGUAGCAAUAGUAGCUGGUGGCGCAUACUAUGGGGCGGAUAGGGAGAAGCGUAAAGAGCUUAUCAAGCUGGAGGCGCAGCAGCGUGCUGAGGAAAGGCACCAGAAGUGGUUGAAGGAGCUCGAGGUUAGAGAUGAAGAAGAUAAGCAGCUAAAAGCCGCCAUGAAAAGGAGACAGGACCGUGUUCAGCAAAGACGUUCCGAAGAGAAGGAGAAAGGGAAGGGGAAGGGGAAGGAGAAGGGAGACUCAUCGGAGGCCAAGACUUCCAGUGCUAAUGCUGAUGCAGAUGGGCAGAAUAAAAAGGAGACAUCGAAUGUUUUGGGUGCUUUGGCGGAUGUUGGCGGUUGGUUUGGGACGAGGAAGAGUGAGAACGCAAACAUAACUGAAGACAAAAAAGCUGAAAAGAUGGCAGAAGCGGAAACAACCAAUAACUAAUAUACCAUACUAAUGGUUUAUCAAGUUUAUAGUCAGUUUCGCUUCCCUAAAAGUCACGAUGUAUUAGGAUGGUGUUGGGAAGGUGGCCAGGGGAGAUUUGGGAUGGCAAGGGACAAAAAACUCUGCUCUGCUGGUAGGUUGUGUAUAAGAACC
Molecule: messenger RNA, 1028 nt
Organism: Annulohypoxylon maeteangense
Lineage: Eukaryota; Fungi; Ascomycota; Sordariomycetes; Xylariales; Hypoxylaceae
Product: altered inheritance of mitochondria protein 31, mitochondrial
Exons: 3
Coding region: 219-875 (218 amino acids)
Biological process (GO): mitochondrial respirasome assembly
Cellular component (GO): mitochondrion
Source: RefSeq, a predicted model, not a curated record